CCAUCAAAAUCCGUUUUGAGAGAUUGCGGUACAAUGGAGAUUGAAACAAAAGUAACAUCGAUUGAUACCAUCAAACCAUCUUCCCCAACCCCAAUAUCUCUCCAAAAACACCACCUUUCCUUUCUUGAUCAAAUGUUUGCACCCAUCUUGAUGCCCAUUGUCUACUUCUACUCAUCAAACCCCAAAAUCUCCAAAUCCCAAUUUUCAAACCACCUCAAAACAUCCCUUUCCAAAACCCUCUCCAUCUACUACCCCCUAGCUGGCCGCCUCGUCGGCAACCUCUACGUCGACUGCAACGACGCCGGCGUCCCCUUCGCUGAAGCCGAAGCCAACUGCACCCUCUCUCAAGCCGUCACCAAUCCAAACCCCCAAAACACCUACAAAUUCGCAAUCCCCCCAAAAACCCUAGGCCUUUGCAUGGCCGUUCAAGCCACCUACUUCCGCUGCGGCGGCGUCGCCGUCGCAAUCUCGAUGUCUCACAAGGUGGGAGACGCCUUAUCCGCCUUCAUGUUAGCCAAGGCCUGGUCCUCCUCCUCCUCCACCGACAGCGCAACGCCGCUGCCAAAGUUCGAGGCGGCCACCUAUUUCCCGCCACAGAAUAUUCCCGUGGACGUGACCGCCUCGGCACUGACGAAAGAAGAGCACGUCGUGAGAAUCUUCACUUUCCCGGAGUCGGAGAUCGCCGCUCUUCGGGAAAGGUACUCAGACGGCGGAGGGCGGAGGCCGAGCCGGUCCGAGGCCUUAACGGCUUUUAUAUGGACCCGGUUCAUAACGGCCACGGGCGUGAGAUCGGACCCGCUUAAAACAUGCGCGUUGACGCAUAUAGUAAACCUACGGGGCCGGGUCGACCCGCCGAUGUCUGAAUAUAGCUUCGGGAACAUAUUAGGGGUGUCGAGGGCGAAUCCGGGGGCGGGAGACGACGGCGCUGAGCUUGUCCGGAAAAUGCGGGAAGCCGUGAAGGCCGUCGACGGCGGGGGUAGGAAUUUCAUGGAAGAGAAUGCGGAUUUGAUUGGUAACGAGGUGGUUUCGUUGGGUUUUUCGAGUUUGGUUGGGUUUCCGGGUUAUGAGGUGGAUUUCGGGUUGGGAAAACCGGUUUGGAUCGGACUGGGCUGGAUACCCUUCAUGAAUACGGUUUAUUUCAUGGAUUCCAAGUGUGGUGGAAAUGGAAUUGAGACGAUUAUCAUAUUGAAAAAACAUGAUAUGGACAAAUUGCAAGCCUCACUAGUGAUUAGUACUAGUAAACUGUAAUCAAAAUGUGUAUAUUAUAGUAUU
Molecule: messenger RNA, 1272 nt
Organism: Salvia splendens (bonfire salvia)
Lineage: Eukaryota; Viridiplantae; Streptophyta; Magnoliopsida; Lamiales; Lamiaceae
Product: stemmadenine O-acetyltransferase
Exons: 1
Coding region: 34-1248 (404 amino acids)
Source: RefSeq, a predicted model, not a curated record